UUAAGUGAAAAUAAAGAAGUACGUGAAAGUUUUUUAACAAUUCAAUUUUUUUAUAAAAUACAUUUGCAAUUAAUGUGCAAAAUUUAUAGCUAAAUUAAAAAAUUCAUAGAAAAAUCGAUUGCCAUUACAAUAACAACUGCAUAAUUAACAGGAACAGCAACAAACGUGAUUAAAAGUGUGUUUAAGUUUUAAGUUAAACAAAAAAGUUUAAAAUUCUAGUGGUUUCCAAUGAGAAACGAUUGCAAAAGGAGAAAAAAAUAAAUAAUAAAAACAAAUAGAAUAAUAAACAAAUGCAAUAAUAACAAAAGUCUACAGAAAGAAUAAAAUUAUUAAAGAUAGGUAAUUAAUACAACAAAAGAGCAGAAAGUACUUGUACUCUGUAAAUUUGCAAGAAUGAAAUCAAAAGUGCUUAUUCAUUUAAAAUUGCAAUAAAUCAAAUUGUUGGUGUAUUUUUAAGUAAAUAAAUAAAAAUCAAUUAAGAAAAGUUGUUUUCUAAAAACGCCCUAUAGAUUUUUUUUGGAAAAAACUAGUUUCCAUUACAAAUUUAAACUUGAUAAAGCAGCUGCAUAAAUAUUUGUAAUUUUCGCUAAAAAUUCUUACAAUAACAGUCAAUCUUUAGAAGAAGAGAAUUAAUAAUAAUUUACUUACAACUAUAAUAAAACAACAAUAAUAAUAUAAUACACAACUAGUACAUAUUGUAUUCCCUAAUUGACCGCCAGUCCCCUGUCAAGGUUAAUCUGACAAACAGAUAAGAAAAGAACAACGGCAACAAAAACAACAACAACAAAAAAAUAAUCAUACGUAUCAAAACUAAACCAGAGCGGGUGGAGGAACUUGACGCCACCACACAAACACACACCACAUACACUUGGUGUAUUUAAUUUUUCUUGAACAAAUGUCAGUCAGCAUUAUUUUUCUCAUUUUAUCAUCUUUUUCAUUUUGUUGAAAAUUGUAAAUAGUGUGAACACCACCGAGUCAACAACAACAAACUAACCUAAUUAUGAGAAAGGGCAAUACAAGGACAUUUCAUGGUAAAUUGUAACCAGAGUCUUGAGAAGGAAAACAACUAGCUACCGAAACACUUAGAAUUCAAAAAUCUAGACAAGUGACUCAUUUAUAGAGUAGACAUAAAUAGCUAAAAAUAGCCGAAACAAAAAAGAGACUAGCAUAUGGAUUCUCAACAAGUGUUUUUGGUGCCGCAAAUACCGCCACUACCCCCUGCCUCUAGCAAAGUCUAUCAGCAACAGCAGACAACUACACAAAUGUUGCAGCAGCAGCAGCAACAACAGCCACAACCGCCACAGUGUAGUAUUUGUGGUACAACACAAAAACUUUUACGUUGUGCCAAAUGCAAAGCCAUCUACUAUUGCUCCACAGAUCAUCAGCAUCUAGACUGGCCUACACAUAAGCAAGAAUGUCGUGCGUUGGCCAAACAAAGACAAAUAAACAAUCGCCUGCAGCAGCUAACCAAUGGCUGUGGUGCCAUAAAUAUUAAUGCCCACUCAAAUUCCUGCAACAGCUCAACAUCUUUAACCUCAAGUUGGUCUUCAAACUACCCUUUCACACCUGCCAAUGACAAUCUGCAUCAACAGCAACAAAAUUUUAAAUCCAAACAACUUGACGGCUCCUUUGUGCUUGGCACUCAUGAAAAUGAAAUUCUUAAUAGUAAAGCCGAAACUGUGACACAGAAUUCAAAUAGUUCUGAGUAUAUGGGUAAUAUUGAUGCUAAUUCCACUACUACCGAUCAAAUGCAUAAUAUUAUGCCACCAAAUCCUUUAGAUCCUUCUUACGGACUCGGCAUUCAGCCAUACAAUGACAAUAACUACUAUUAUCAUACUAUGCCUACACAAUUAGAUAAAGGACAAUUAGACCAAACGUUACUAAGUCAAUUAGAGCAAAGUCAAUUUAAUAAUCAGAGUGACACUUUAGUGGGAACAACUUAUACCCCACCUCCUCCUAUACUUGAUCAACAACAACAGUCAAAUAAAAAUCUUCAGCAAAUGCCUGUUCAUCAGCAGCCACAGCAACCAGGGUAUAUGCCUCAGCCCCAAACUUCGCUUCAAUAUCCUGUUCCUCAACUUAGCAACUAUUUAAUUAAUCAACAUGAAAAAAGUUCCAGCUAUCAAAUUGGUGCUGCCGUUGUCGAUGAGAAUCUUUUCGAAAAUGCCAAUGAACGACGCUAUGAAGAAUUAUGUCGUAAUAUUAUUAGUGAUAUGAAUCAGUAUGGCCUCUCGGUGGUAGAUGAUUUCUUGGGUCGUGAAAAAGGUCUACAAAUCUUAAAUGAAGUACAUAAAAUGUAUUCAGCCGGUGUCUUUAAAGAUGGUCAAUUAGUUAAUAAUAUGAAAUCUGAACAAGAUUUACGUACAAUACGUGGUGAUAAAAUAACAUGGGUUAAGGGUGUAGAACGUGGCUGUUCAAAUGUUGGUUAUCUAAUAAAUCAGAUCGAUGCUGUUAUAUGUCGAGCAAAUAGCAUGAGAAAUAAUGGCAAAUUGGGUGAUUAUGUUAUAAAAGAAAGAACAAAGGCCAUGGUAGCUUGUUAUCCCGGCUCUGGAUCUCACUAUGUCAUGCAUGUCGAUAAUCCUAAUAAAGAUGGUCGUGUUAUUACCGCUAUUUACUAUUUAAAUCUCGAUUGGGAUUCAAGAAAUAGUGGCGGUGUCUUAAGAAUCUUUCCCGAACAAACAAAAUCUGUGGCGGAUAUAGAACCCAAAUUUGAUCGUUUAAUAUUCUUCUGGUCAGAUAAAAGAAAUCCUCAUGAAGUACAACCUGCCCAUAGAACACGUUAUGCUAUUACGGUUUGGUAUUUCGAUGCCAAUGAACGUGAACAGGCAUUAAAUCGUUGUAAAAAUUCUCAAAAUUCUAAUAAUGCUAAUAGCGUCCUAACAAGUAAUACUGGCUCAGCGUCUAGUAAUAGUAAUAUAGAUAAUAAUUCGACAGAUGAUACAGCAAAUACUACUUCCUCCUCCACAUGUCCUGCGUCAACACCUGCCUCUACUCCUAAUACACAAUCCUUAGCAGCAACAACAUCAUUAUCAUCAUCCGCGUCAUCCUCAGCAGCAACAACGAAUGAUAUUUCAAAAAAUCCUGCGGCUACAACAAAUACAACAAUACAAAAUUCCACAAGACCCAUACAAGUGGUGCGACCAAAUUCUUAUAAAUAACAAAUCCUUAUUUUAUGAAAUUGUAUAAAACAAUAAUUAUAUUGUAAUAAGGCAACAAAAAAAGGGUCUUUACUAAUGUGAAACACUAAUCUUUUUCCAAACACUAAUCUUUAACCAAGUGAUAUACGCAAAUUAAAAAGAAGAAGACCCUUUGUUAUUAACUCCUUAAAUUACGCUUAAAUUUUAAAAAUCAAACCAUAGAGAAUACUGAAUACAAUAAGUGUAUUUAUUAUUAACACAAUACAGACAAAUAUUUUUAAUUUCUGCUAAAAAAAACAUUUCAGAAUUAAGAAUAUUCAUUUGUAUGUACCUUUUCUAUAAUUUAAACAGUCAAACUAUCAUUGUAGUUGUAGUUAAAUGAAACUAAAAACAAACAAACAAACAAACAAACAAAAACAGUCAUUUACAUAAAACCCAAAUUAUAUUUGCUAUUAAUUUAUUAAGUUCCAAAAAUGUCUAAAAAAAACAAAAACAAAACCCAACCCUACAAAAGAAUCUUCUAUAUUAGUAGAUUUAUUAAAACAUUUUCUAAUUAUAUUAAAACUUUAAACAACAACAAAAAUGCUACAUUUAUACAUAAAUACUUUUCUUUAGCUAGAAUAACAAAAAAAAAGUAUUAAAAUUAUUUAAUAUU
Messenger RNA from Lucilia cuprina (Australian sheep blowfly), 3792 nucleotides. It is a transcript of the gene Hph, whose product is annotated as hypoxia-inducible factor prolyl hydroxylase. Gene Ontology annotation, molecular function: ferrous iron binding; L-ascorbic acid binding; peptidyl-proline 4-dioxygenase activity. Gene Ontology annotation, cellular component: nucleus; cytoplasm. Lineage: Eukaryota; Metazoa; Arthropoda; Insecta; Diptera; Calliphoridae. The record is from RefSeq and is a predicted model, not a curated record. Gene Ontology annotation, biological process: peptidyl-proline hydroxylation to 4-hydroxy-L-proline; cellular response to hypoxia. The transcript is spliced from 5 exons. The coding region runs from base 1170 to 3158 and encodes 662 amino acids.